UUCACAGGAAAGCGCUGAUACAUUUGGACGUUCAGUAUCCUUCCGUCUUCCGUCUAUCUGUCUUUCUCUUUCUCUUUCUCUUUCUCUUUCUCUUUCUCUUUCUCUUUCUCUUUCUCUCCCUUCCUUUUUCUUUUUUCUCCACUUUUUUAAUCUUUGUUCUUCUUUUUAUGUUCUCGUACAAACCUCUCUUCAUGAACAAGUUUUUUGUUGUUCAUGAGAAAUAAGAAAGAAAAAGAGAAGAAGAUAAUCGAAAAGUUGAGAAAAACAUUGUGUUAUCUCUCUCUGUUUUUUAAUCUAUCGUGACAAUAGAACGACGUUUAAAAAAAAAAGCAGAAGAGGAUCAGAGUGAUAUUCGUACAAAAGGAUAUAUUUAAUGACUUCAGUAGUACAGCCCAAAGGUGAGGACGUGAAGUCUGCGGAUUCUGGACCAGCAGAUUUUGAACGUGCGAUAUGCUCAUCAGGUUAUGGAAAGUUCAAUUAUUUAUUACUGCUGGCUGUACUGCCGGCCAGUUGUGCCAGCAUAUUUUCAUCUUCGUCGACAGCCUAUGUUCUACCGUCAGCCGAAUGUGAUCUUGAACUCACCAUGUUUGACAAGGGCCUGCUCAAUUCCAUGUCCUUUGCAGGUAUGAUCAGUACUAACUUUCUAUGGGGAUUCAUGGCUGACACGUUUGGACGCAAAAGGAUAAUGUUUUACGGAUAUAUGCUCACCGGUUUUAUCACAUUGGCUACGUGUUUCUCGCACACAUCUUGGCUAUUAAUACUUAUCAAAUUUUUCGAAGGAUCGAUCAUAUCUGGUCCUUAUGCAGCGUUGAUGUCUUAUCUGGCGGAAGUACACGAUGAGAAUCAUCGUUCACGUACUUACAUGUGGUUGGGUGUUUUUUUCUCACUUGGAAACAUUUCCUUGCCGUGUAUAGCAUGGCUAAUUAUACCACAAAAAUGGAAUUGGAGUCUCUUAAAUGGCUUAAUUGAAAUUAAAUCCUGGAGAGUUUUUUUGGCAAUUUGCUCUUUUCCAGCUUUUUUGGCAUGUAUAACAAUUUUUUUCUUUCCUGAAAGUCCACGAUUUCUUCUAUUGAAAGGUCGUCGUGAAGAAGCUCUCGCAAUCUUUCAGAAAAUAUAUUCAGUCAACACUGGAAAGCCAGCAGAUACUUAUCUGAUAAAGGACUUAGAGGACGAAUACUCCAUAAAAUUACCGGGUGAUAAAUGGAAAGAGAAAAUACUGUCAUCUUGGAAACAAAUCAAGCCAUUAUUUUUACCUCCAAACGUGUUUAAUCUCGUAGUUAUAUCUUUGAUUCAACUUGGAGCAACGAUAGGAUCGAAUUCUUUGAGAUUAUGGAUGCCACAAUUAUUUUCUCUGAUAGAAAGUUACAAAGUCAAUCACGUACUAAAAGAUCAAAUGGGUUCUCAACCAUCCUUCUGUUACAUGUUGAACAGUCCAGAAAAGAGUAAUGAUAAUGUUACAGUAAUUGUGAACUCUACUGCCGAGGCCGUCGUCGCGUGUGUUUCGACAGAACUAAAUUCGACAGUCUUCGUUAAUUCUAUAGUCAUCGCUCUUACUGGUGUCAUUGGCUACACUUUGGCUGGCACGUUGAUAACUGUCGUUGGGAAGAAAAAAUUAAUGGCAAUAUGUUUCCUCGUGGCAGCAUCUUGUUGCGGAUCUCUUUAUUGGGCGGAUGAUACAAAUGGAAUAUUGGGAUUAUCAUCUGUAUUUGUAGCAAUGUCGAGUAUCGGUGGUGCCACAGUAGUUAAUAUCAUCGUCGACAAUUUUCCAACUUGUCUUAGAACUAUGGCAGUUAGUACAGCCAUGACGAUGGGAAGAUGUGGUGCAGUGAUUGGCAAUCUUUUGUUCCCAGUUCUAUUUGGACUGUCUUGUUUAGGACCAUUCAUUAUGAUUGGUUCGGCUUGUUUGUUCGCUGCUGCAUUGGUCAUCCUAUUACCUCAAAAACCUUCGACAAACAAAAAACCAAAGGAAAUCGUUUAAAAUUUAUAGGAGUAAUUUUCAAUCUCGUAUUAUCUAAUCGAUCCAUUGCACAAUCUACAAUCGAUAAAUAUAUUUAUGUAAAUAUAUAUUAGGCAUAAAAUCAACUUUUUUUUUCGCAGACAAGGUCGACAUUAUCGAUCACUUGUCUUUACUUUCAUUAUGUAAAUACGUACACUCAUCUUAAUCAGCCGCUAAGUAAACUCUUUAUUCAGUCGUACCUAUUCUUAGGUGAAUGUA
Vespa mandarinia (Asian giant hornet) is the source of this 2215-nucleotide messenger RNA. RefSeq names its product synaptic vesicle glycoprotein 2B. Gene Ontology annotation, molecular function: transmembrane transporter activity. Gene Ontology annotation, cellular component: membrane. The record is from RefSeq and is a predicted model, not a curated record. NCBI's taxonomy places the organism in Eukaryota, Metazoa, Arthropoda, Insecta, Hymenoptera, Vespidae. Gene Ontology annotation, biological process: transmembrane transport.